Carassius auratus (goldfish) is the source of this 2275-nucleotide messenger RNA. RefSeq lists its product as uncharacterized. The record is from RefSeq and is a predicted model, not a curated record. NCBI's taxonomy places the organism in Eukaryota, Metazoa, Chordata, Actinopteri, Cypriniformes, Cyprinidae. Gene Ontology annotation, cellular component: cytoskeleton. Bases 1101 to 2015 code for a protein of 304 amino acids. The transcript has 4 exons.
GCAUGAAGAUCUGGGUAGGAUAAAACAGCUGUUUAUUUUAUCUAAGAGUAUUGUAUUUAUUUUAUGAAUAUAAGUAUGUCAAGUAGUCAAGAACUGCCUCUGAGUUGUGACAAGUAUGUGGAGAUGUGUAGUGUACAUCUAUCCAACUCACAACUUGACUAUUAGCAUUGCCUUAAUAUUUCUUCAUUAUUUCUUCUUCGGGCUUAUUUCUAUACUUUUACAACCUAUACCUCCUCUAGUAGAGCUACACUGUUUAUCGGCUUAUACUCAGACUUCUUAUUUCUCACAGUUACCGAUGGGUAGACAAAAUGUUGAUUUGUUAUGUUUUCAAUGACACUAAAGUUGUCUUCCUUCAGGCGGCGCAUUGCUGCUUACAGAACCGUGGGUGUAUUCAAAUUUCAGGGCGUUUUUAUUGGAUACACUCGUACACUAAAAAUAACUGUUCAAAUAUAUUAUUUGUAACGCAUGUCAUAGAAACAUUAGCCACGAUCUCGCUUUAGAAAAAAAAACAAACAUAAAAAACAUAAUCUAGUAAUCACAAACGGCUCUGAUUGUUCAAUCCUGAGAGGCGAUGAGAAAAGUAACAGCUACCACGUGAUCGAGUUAACCAUCGUUAACUCAAGGUGCCUGUUAUUUUUCUCAGCGCUGUUCUGUGUCGACUAUUUACAGUUGUUUGUGAACAAUGUGAUUCUUUAAUCACAUUAAAUAAUCUUUUACAUUCUUUUAAAUACACAUACAAGAGCUGAAAGUAUUACUAACUAACACUUCUCGGUCUCGUAAGCCACACACACAUUUAAUGCUAAGUACAUUACUUUGGUUUGGUUUUUAAGCCUAUCAGUAGCCAAAAAAACAUCUCUUUAAAAAAUGUAAUGUUCUAAUUACACGUACUAAUUCUCAAACCAAAUUUGCAUUUCAAGAAAUAUUUUAUAUCCAUUAAGGACGCAAAUUCAUUCCUUCAAAAUAAGGGCACUUAGUAGGCAGCCUAUCCAGGCUGUGUUCGCACGGCGCCAUUUUCCCUUGGACUGCAUGUUAACAGAAGCACACUUUCAACAUGCACUAUUAAGGGCCCUAGAAAUCUGUUUUACGAAGUGAUAUAAAAUAUGGAUUCUGCGUCGACCAGCUCUAAACUCAUCUAUAAAAUGUCUACUGAGGACAUCACAAAGCUGAUACAGCUGCGAUCGAGCACCUCAGCGCUUUUUGACGGAAGGAAAAAUUCAUCUAAAACAGCCUGGAGUGCAAUACUCAGAGAAAUGGGGCUUGAGGAAAAGAUGACAACUGAGCAGAUGGCCAAAAAGUGGGAAAACCUGAAAGCAAGAUACAAGGAUGCAAAAUAUCCCCCCACCGGAGUGGAGAAGAACCCCACCUGCUGGAAAUGGUUCAAUCUCAUGGAUGAUGCUCUGGGUGAAGAGUUUCAUGAAACGAUCAGCCAGCAAGUGAUCACAGCAGAAGCUGACAAUGAUAAUGCACCUCACCCAAGUAAGAGGCUUCGCCAGAUUAAAGUCGGUGGGGAAAUACUAGAAUUCCUGGAAGAGGAAGGAACUCCGGUGAACGUGCCGCCGGCAUCCAGACUGGAUCUGGUUAAGAGGGAAAGACAUAAAGGCAAGCAGAAGACAGAAAGUCACUCGCUGGAUGACAUGAGAACCAAACUUCAAAGAGAAAGAAAGCUUCUAGAAAAGGAGCUUGUAGGCCUGGACAGAGAAAAAGCCCUUUUAGAGCGGGAAAGGGCUCUUGCCAGUCGGGAAAGAGCAGCGCUUCAGCGGGACAGAGCCCAGGUAGAGAAGGACAAAGCUGCGGUUAACAGAGACAAGGCGUCUUUGGAACAGGACAGAACCCGACUGCAGAAAGAUAAAGAAGCUUUGGCAAGGGACAGAGUGGAACUUGAAAGAGACAGAAGGUCGGCGCACAUCACUAAUCGCGUGAAAAGCAGUCCAGGAUGCAAUGGGAUGGACUGCCCUCAAGAAAAAAACAGAGAAAGAUUAAUAUUCUUACUUGAAAAGAUGAUUGAAAAAAUGUGAAGCGGGUCUGAGAUGGGGCAAACCUCAGGGAAAAACUGCGAUGAGUUAACGGGAUUAUGUGAACAAUAUAGUAUACCAUUUGUGCCACACAAUGAUUAUCAAAACCAGAUUCAUGCUCCACCUUGUUGUAGUCAUUCAGAAACUAAAAAGUAUAAAAAACUGUUUAUUGACAGGUUCUACUGUAGAGACAACUGACCCCAUAUAGAGUUAUAGAAGCUAAUGUGUGUUCAAUAAACAGUAUCUUUUUUCCUUGUUAUUAA